AAAAGAUUUCGCGAUAUCUUAUUGAACAGGAUAUUUUUGUUUGUCGAAUGUCGUGAGAAAUUUACUCGCUCGCGACUCUUUGUUAUCCGACCAUAUCGUACCUAUAUAGUUUUCUUAGUGACAUUGUGUUGGCAUAGAUUUGCCCACGUCGGCUAGUCACUUGAGCGUUAAAGCCAUAGCGAGAGCAUUGGACAAUUUUUUAUAGUUGGGAUUAGUUGUCAAAUCGGGAUUUGAGGCAUAGUGAAACUGUGUUCUAUUACUGAAUACUAUAUCGAACUUCUGGGACUGAAAUAUAAAUAGAUUGGAUGAGUGGAAGCAAUAAACUCGCAAAUAUAUUUUGAGGAUAUGAAAGGAUGUCAUUUGAUCCACAUACUAAGCAAUAAAAAGACAUCGAUGGCAAAAUUCUUUAUUUGUUUCAUCACUAUUUGUUCAUUAUGUAAUGUCGGACAAUGUCUCAAUACCGGAAAUUGUGACAUAAAGAUCACAUUCGAUUCUGAUGUUGACAUGGAUGGAGAUGGUCAAAAUAUUCCCACAAUGAUAAGAUCCUAUCAUGUAACUUCACCAAUGGCGUGUAUCUCAGAUUGCUGCAAUGAUGAAUCAUGUACGAAUGUUGCAUACUCUCUGUCUGGUGCACGAGAUGAAUCAGAAUUAAAUUGCAUUCUAUAUGAAUGCAAGGACUACGAAUGCCCCACGAAAUCUAGUAUGGGAAGAUACGUUUACGAUAUCAACCCGAAAGGGCAAGAGACUGAGUCAACGUCUUCAACUAUUGCUGAGUCAGCAUCUGCCAAAACGCCAACUGCUUUAACUCCAACGGUUGCUUCAAAUAGUAACUAUAUGACAUUCACAAAAGAAACCCUUGCGACAACAACUGUGGAGACUAAGACUACAUCUAAAAUUUCGUCAACCACGGGAAUCAUGAUGCCUCUGACGUCUUCUAUUACAACAGCUCCCACAUACACCACCACAAUCCUACGAUCAACCGCUGAAAUACCGACGUCUACUUUACUGGAAGGUGUCUCAGUUUCAUUGAAUUCUACGUUAUCGGGAAGCGAUAUGUUAUCUCGACCACAAUCUCCACCUCAGACCACUUCUACUUUCAUCUUACCUACCCCGACGAGUGUAGAAUUGCCCUCGGUAGUUGCAAGUACCAAAUUACCACACCCACUGUUGAGUGACGACUCAACAUCGACAAGACAGCCCUCUUCAACAACAAAAAACGUGGUUCCCACAGUGGAGACAGGAUCCCCUACCACCAUUUCAACAAAGACUGCUACCACAAAAGGGAAAUUUGAAACCGUUUCUAUCUACGAAAUAACUACAGAUGCAUCUGGGUUUAGUGUGGGCAACAACCAAACAACGAUGUACAUUUCGCCGUUUCGUCAUAGCUACGGAAUACUUAUAACUUUUGCAGUAUUUGGACUCAUGAUUUUACUAACAACAAUUUAUGUAAUAUCGACUAGAUUGCAAGAGAGUUUGAAGAAUUAUCGUUACAGACAUUAUCGAAAGGUUGAGUAUCUUAUGAACGAUCACCGGUGGCAUGCUUGAUGCGAGUACUUUUUUAGUUUUUAAGCCAGUAAUACCAGGCUUGACAAAACCACUCUACUUUGUCAUCCAGCAAAGUCGCAAACUCUUUCGACUUUCCGGAAUCUACGAAUGUUCGGCCAGCUUUCCCUUGACCCUAUACGGCCAAUAGUAUUGGUAUAUCAGACUUUAUUGCAAAUCAGAGGCGACAGUAUUACAACGCCCAAUUUCACUUCGCGACCGCAACCAGACAUUUUGAAGAUAGAUCCUCUAAAAACACGCUCGUAUAAAACGAGUGCCACCUUCUCCUCAAUUUUAUUCGAAAUAUCAAGCUAUCUGAAAAUUCGAAUUGGGCGUUCUUGGUGCAAGGUGGAUAAGCCGUUUGACAGGAAAAGUUCGAAGCUUCAAAUUUUCUACGCGAACACACAGAUUUUAGUUUGCCCGAAAAUAAGACUGGGUCUUAGCACUAGGGCUUAUUUUCGAGGGAUGUCUUAUAUUUUCAUUUAUCAAAAACAAAAUUACAA
This is a messenger RNA of Styela clava, 2045 nucleotides long. RefSeq lists its product as uncharacterized. The record is from RefSeq and is a predicted model, not a curated record. NCBI's taxonomy places the organism in Eukaryota, Metazoa, Chordata, Ascidiacea, Stolidobranchia, Styelidae.